Messenger RNA from Diachasmimorpha longicaudata, 2572 nucleotides. RefSeq names its product cytochrome P450 4C1-like. The record is from RefSeq and is a predicted model, not a curated record. NCBI's taxonomy places the organism in Eukaryota, Metazoa, Arthropoda, Insecta, Hymenoptera, Braconidae. The transcript is spliced from 12 exons. Bases 137 to 1639 code for a protein of 500 amino acids. Gene Ontology annotation, molecular function: monooxygenase activity; oxidoreductase activity, acting on paired donors, with incorporation or reduction of molecular oxygen; heme binding.
AAGUAGAUAGCAGCACUUUAUCGAUACGAGACCGAAGUGAUGUCGAACGCGUUCACAACCAGUAAAACCCUGGUAUUGUAACGGUAACGGGAUAACCUAAGGUGUGUUUUCUUGAAUAAAAUUGUCAGAGUCGAAAAUGCCGAAACGUCCAAGAUCAGAUGUUUUUCUCCUGGUACUUAUUCUCUACUUAUUCUCCUUGGGAUGGUGGAGUGAAAUCCGCGAAUACUUGAAUCGCAGAUCACUGAUGAUAGAGUUCGCAGAAAAAUUGCCGGGUCCUCGGACACUGCCCGUUGUGGGAAAUGCCCUGGAAUUGAUGGAAUCUGACAAAACAGUGUACAUACUGACUGAAAUAAGUCGAAAACUAAAAGCUGCGACAUAUCGAUUCUGGAUGGGGCCAAAACUAAAACUCAUAGUAGCGGAUCCCCGCGAUAUCGAGAUUAUUCUAUCGAGCCCCAAAUCAUCGCACAAAGAUGACUUCUAUGAGUUGAUGAACCUUGCGGUGAAAGAGGGUCUUAUAAACUCACACGGUGCAAAAUAUAGAUCCCACAAAAAACUAUUUCUCAAUUUUAUUAACAAUAAUUUUCUCAUGAAAAUAUACAUCGAGCAGUUCAAUAAACAGUCUCGUAUCUUUGUGGAACGUCUGGAAAGUCAAUUGAAUCAACCAGAAUUUGAUAUGCAAAAUUUUUUUGAACUUUGCAUCGGCGAUAUCGUUUUUGAGACUAUGUAUGGCCUGCCAGCAACUGCCCAGAGCGGCCAAGUGAGCCCUUUCUUCGAGUUGGCGGACAUAGCUUUGCAUAUCACUUUCGAACGUUUUAUGAAACCAUGGCUCUGGCCUGAUUUCAUGUUUUUCCUCACUCCGGGUGGACAAAAAUGCAGAAAAAUUGUAAAGGAAGCCUAUGCGUUCAUCGAUAAUGAAGUUAGAAAAAAGAGGGAGAAAUAUCGAGAAUUGAGCCGAGAUAUUAGGAACGACAGCUGGUCAGUAUUUGAUUUCAUAAUUGAUCAGGUUGAGAGAACGAAUGAAUGGACUAAUGAAGAAAUUCGUACUGAGAUUAUCACCAUUUACAUUGGGGCACAUGAUACCCUGGUGGGAACGGGCUGUUUUGUGCUGUUAAUGUUGGCGAUGCACCCCGACGUUCAGGAAAAAGCUCGAGAAGAGGUAAUGAGUGUAGUGGGUGAUCAGGAUGUCAAUGAAGAAAACCUCGCCAACUUGAAAUACCUCGAGAUGGUAAUCCGAGAAACGAUAAGAUUAUUUCCCAUCGGUGCUGUGAUAGGUCGAAAAACUACCGAUGAAUUGAAACUGGCUACCUGUACUGUCCCCAAGGGUUGUUCGCUUUUCGUCUUGUUAUAUGCUCUACACAGGGACCCCAAAUACUGGGAAAAUCCAGAAAAAUUUGACCCAGACCGUCACUCUCCAGAAAACUCUAAAAAUCGCCAUCCCUAUGCCUUCAAUCCCUUCAGCAGAGGUACCAGAAGUUGUCCAGGAAAUAAAUUCGCUCUGAGCUGUCUCAAGGUGAUAGUUGCACACACCAUUCGAAAAUUUAAGUUAAAUACGACGCAGAAGCUUGACACAGUGAAAGUGCAUAGCCAUGUUGCAUCGAGAAGUUUAAACGGCUAUCCGAUUUCCUUGACUAAAAUUUAACCCAAAAUUUGCCUUUGACUUUUCCUUAAUACAAAUAGUAAAUCCAUAUAUUUAGAAAUGCAUGUAUGAAUAGUAAAAUUAUGUAGCAGAAAAUGAUUGUUUCCAUUCGUUCUUGACUAUUUUUUAUUGUUAUUUAAGUUUGCUGAAACAUUUAGGUGUAUAAAGUUACAAAACGUAUGUUUAAGAAACUAUCGAAACAUUACAAGUUCAGUACAAACGGCUACAAAUUCAAUGCGAACAGCAGAAUUAAUUCAUUUUUCAAAAAAGCAACUUCAAUUGCCAGGACGAUACCACUGCGCAUCGCACUCGCGCAAUCAGCAAUGGCGGCGGACUGAGAGAGGGAGGAGAUCGUUGUCGUUUACUGCGUCGUGGUUCGGCAGUUCUGACGCGUGUCCGCGCAUGCUCAAGAUGGCCGACCCCCCCCUGGUCGUGAAGGGGCAUUGUGGCGUUCGCUGCAGGGAUUUUCGGAGAAAAUUGGAGUGAACUAGGCGAGUCAAUUGUUAAUAACAUCGUAAUCGGUUAAUAACGAUGGAGGACAAGGAUUUAAUCACGAAAGUUGAGGUCAUCUUGAGGUAUUAGGAGGUCUAGAAGAGAAAAACGUGCCAUGCAAAUAAAGCACUCACGUCGGCUGCGUUGUUUAGAGACCGUAAGACUAAAUUCUAUUAUUUAAUUAUCGAACAACAUAAUAAUUGAGCAACAAUGACGAUGGACAAUGACUCCAAUAUGAAAUUGGCGAGUGCUCUGGAGUAUUAUCAGCAUUAGAGGCACGAAAAAGUAAAAAUUCGCCAGGAAUAUUUCUCCUUUCCUGCGCAACGUCUCUGCGCAUAUUCUAAAUGGCACAUAACAGUGAUAAAUAUUCUACCAUUAGCCGCGACUAAAUUUCAAGAAAAAUGAGGACAAAAGUCAUGCAAUAAAUUGCAAAGAUGGAGAUAA